Messenger RNA from Trematomus bernacchii (emerald rockcod), 834 nucleotides. RefSeq names its product solute carrier family 25 member 46 (gene slc25a46). Gene Ontology annotation, cellular component: mitochondrial outer membrane. NCBI's taxonomy places the organism in Eukaryota, Metazoa, Chordata, Actinopteri, Perciformes, Nototheniidae. The record is from RefSeq and is a predicted model, not a curated record. Gene Ontology annotation, biological process: mitochondrial fission; axon development; mitochondrial membrane fission.
UGGAAGGCUGACAGGCAGGUAGGCCAUCCAGUCAUCUGACCCGGGUCGGCUCAGAUGACUGGUCGUGCUUUUUGCAGAGCCACGGCUUCAAAGCAUUUCAUGUAUUCAUUGCUAUCGAGAUAAUGUUAGGAUGCUAGGAUGUUAAGAUGUUAGGAUGCUAGGAGCAUUCCAUGGAAUAUAACAAGUGUUUCUGAAGGGAAUUACCUACCCCACCUUUAAUGUCAUGCUUGGUUUAUUGUAAACAAUGAUCGAUGACAUGCGGAGGCGCCGGUGGAGAGGCGGUAGAGAGGCGGUAGAGAGCCGGGUCACCGCCACUCCUCCGGAAGAGAAGACAAGAUUUCCGGUGACAGUCGGUGUUGUUUUUGGGUCAAAUCGCUCCGGAUAAUAUCUUUAAUUCACUCCACUCCGAUGGAUCGAUCAGGUUUCUCCCGGAGGCCGGACAGCUUCGACGGGCUCGGGUACCGGGGAGAGGGGCUCGGGUACCGGGGGGACCCCCUGCUGGGACCCCGGGUCACAGAGCCUCCAGACAUCCCGGGAGCAGGAACCUGCACCUGGCCGGGAGAGGAGCCCUCUGAGCGGGAGAGGACCGGGAGAGAGAGGAGAGGACCGGGGAGAGAGCCGGCUUGGAGGCUCCGCAGCCCGGCCAGGUGCCUGCAGAGCAGCUCAGUCGAUUCGCAGGUUUGGAAUCGGACUCGUCAGCCUGUUCACAGAGAACGUGCUCGCUCACCCCUGCAUCGUCUUCAGGAGGCAGUGCCAGGUGAACUACCACGCCCGCUGUUACCACCUGAGCCCGUUCAGCCCGUCGCCGUCAUGUACUCCAUCACUAAGGCCCAG